AUGUCAAACGUCAAACCCUAUACCAUCUCAGUCUCUCAGGCGAAAAUCGAUCGCCUACAGCAAAAACUCGCUGUAAUUGACCUGCCAGACGAGCUCGAUGACGCUGGCUGGGAUUACGGCGCAUCUCUGCCCGAAGUCAAGAAAUUCAUCACUUACUGGCAAAACGACUAUGACUGGCGCAAACACGAAACAAAACUGAAUGAGCUGCCGAACCAUAUGACCGGCAUUGAAGUCGAUGGGUUCGGCGAGUCGCAAAUACACUUCCUCUAUCAGAAGAGUUCGGUCAAGAAUGCUGUUCCUCUUCUGUUCUGCCAUGGAUGGCCUGGAAACUUCACCGAGGUGUCGAAGGUGUUGCCAUUACUGGCUGAUACCAAAGACGAUGCGCCUGCUUUCCAUGUUGUCGCACCUUCACUUCCCAACUUUGGAUUCUCGCAAGGAGUCAAGAAGCGAGGAUUUGGGCUUGCGCAGUACGCAGAGGUGUGCCACAAGCUGAUGUUGAAGCUGGGCUACACACAGUAUGGUAAGCGUACCUUCGCCCUGGCGCGUCAUCAGGACACUGACACUGUGCAGNCAACUCAAGGCGGAGACUGGGGCUUCUGGAUCACGAGAACGAUGGGCCACCUCUACCCUGAAGCAUGCAAAGCUUCACAUGUCAACAUGACCCCACCAGCCAUGGACAAGGACCUUACUGCUGCCUUGAACGACAAGUCAUCAUUCAGCAAGCAAGAAUACCAAGCUCUACAGCGACUAGCCAAGUUCCGGGCAGACGGAGCCGGCUACAGCACCGAGCAAGGCACUCGACCCCAAACUCUGGGUUAUGGACUCCAAGACUCUCCAACUCUUUUGCUGUCCUGGAUUCUCGAGAAGCUCCACGAGUGGACUGACGACUAUCCCUGGACUCCCGACGAGAUCUUGACUUGGGUGUCUUUGUAUUGGUUCUCGACUGCUGGACCUGCAGCCAAUGUUCGCAUCUACUAUGAGGCCAAGCACGAUGCAAGAGGUGGUGAUGAUAUGAGUAUCAUGGCGGCGGCGACUGGUCAUGUUCCGCGUGUCAAGCUGGGCGUCAUGUACAACUGGAAAGACAUGGAGACGUCUCCAAAGGCAUGGGUGAGGGAGAUGGGACCGGUCGUGUUCGAGAGCGAUUAUGACACCGGUGGUCACUUUGCUGCUUGGGAGAAGCCUGAGCACUUGGCUAGAGACCUCAAGGACAUGUAUCGCAAGGGUGCGGAAGCUGCUGAGGGCUUGGGCGAUGCGAAUGGAUACGACGGUUGA
Messenger RNA from Aureobasidium musti, 1272 nucleotides. Lineage: Eukaryota; Fungi; Ascomycota; Dothideomycetes; Dothideales; Saccotheciaceae. The record is from the annotation of a GenBank genome assembly.